Camellia sinensis is the source of this 585-nucleotide messenger RNA. The record is from RefSeq and is a predicted model, not a curated record. Lineage: Eukaryota; Viridiplantae; Streptophyta; Magnoliopsida; Ericales; Theaceae.
AUGUAUCUUGCUUGUGAGAGAAGUGGCCAAUAUAGAGCAAUAAAGAAGUUAAAACAUGAUGGCAACAAUACAUCAAGAAUAACCGGUACGAAGAAGUGUGGUUGUCCUUUUGAUAUGAGGGCUCACAGGUUUACCACACAUGAUGAAUGGACAUUGACCGUAGUAUGCAGAUUGCAUAAUCAUCCACCUGCGGAGCACCUCGAGGGACAUUUAUAUGCGGGGAGGCUAUCAAAGGAUGAGAAAGCAUUGCUAAUGGAUACGUCAAAGAGCAUGGUUCGGCCAAAAGAAAUCCUAGUAACCUUGAAACAGCGAGAUGCCCUCAAUGUAAGCACACUUAAAACCAUUUACAAUGUACGCCAUCGAGACAGGGUGGUACAGAGAGCUGGAAGAUCACAGAUGCAACACUUAUUGGGUGAAUUGGCCAAGUAUAAUUACAUUGAGCGCCAUCGAUAUCGGCUUCCUCUUCUUGAAAUUGUGGGAGUGAUAUCAACUGAAAUGACAUUCUCUAGAGCUAGCCUUGAUGAAUGCCAUACAGAAGAUAUUCCCGAGUGCCAGACAUUUAUUAUGUCGUUGGCAUAUCAGUAA